GAACCGCUGAGAGGACGCGAGGAGGCAGCAUGGAGAGCGCUCCGCCCGUUUUCGACAAGCCCAAGGUUGAACUGCAUGUACAUCUGGAUGGAGCCAUUAAACCCGAAACUAUUUUAAACUUUGGCAAGAAAAGAAAAGUUUGUCUCCCUGCAGAUACUGUAGAAGGCCUCCUACAACAUGUCAGCUACAAAGAGCCACUCUCUCUCACAGAGUUCCUAGCAAAGUUUUCACACUACAUGCCAGCAAUUGCGGGAGACCGUGAUGCUGUGAAAAGAAUGGCUUAUGAGUUUGUGGAAAUGAAAGCAAAGGAGGGAGUAAUCUAUGUUGAGGCCAGAUACAGCCCUCAUCUUCUUGCCAACUGCAAAGUAUGCCCUGUCCCUUGGGGCCAGGAACCGGGAGACCUCACUCCGGAUGAAGUGGUUAGCCUUGUUAAUCAGGGAUUGAAAGCUGGAGAGGAGGCUUUCAACAUCAAAGCCAGGUCUAUUCUAUGCUGCAUGCGCCACAUGCCAAGCUGGUCACCAGAAGUGGUAGAACUCUGCAAAAAGUAUCGGAAUGACUCUGUGGUUGCCAUAGAUUUGGCUGGGGAUGAGUCAAUAAAUGCUGAGACCUGCCCAGAACAUCGGAAAGCUUAUGAGGAAGCUGAAAGAUGUGGCAUUCAUCGGACGGUUCAUGCUGGUGAAGUUGGCCCACCUCAGGUCAUCAAAGAGGCAGUCAGCAUCCUAAAGGCAGAGCGAAUAGGCCAUGGCUACCACGUCUUAGAAGAUGAAGGUCUCUAUAUGCAGCUGUUGAAACAAAACAUGCAUUUUGAGGUAUGCCCCUGGUCAAGUUAUCUCACCGGAGCAUGUCAAUCCGGCUUUGCUAAUCAUCCAGUAGUAAGGUUUAAGAAAGACGGUGCAAAUUAUUCCUUGAACACAGAUGACCCACUCAUUUUUAACUCCACAAUUCACACAGACUACAAAAUAGCUAAGGAUUUCAUGGGUUUCACUGAAGAAGAAUUCAAGAGAGUGAACAUAAAUGCAGCCAAGUCUAGUUUCUUGCCGGAGGAGGAGAAGAAGGAGCUUCUCUACAAGCUGUAUGGUGCCUACGGGAUGGUAAAAAGCACAGAGUUCUAAUCCCUUCUGUGCCCUCAUGACAGCUUUUGCGCUAGCUGGAGAUACCUGUCUGUUUCUUGGAAGACAAUGCACAAACUUAGUAUUACAGUCUUGUUUACUAUCCAUAUCCACACAGUGGAUCAUGCACUACACACAGAGAACAGUAUUCCCUUGAUGUUUGUGUCAUAUCUGCAUAUAGGACCCAAAUCCCUUAGACUGGAUGGUUGCUGUCUAGAGUACUAACCACUAAAUUUUUGACUGGCAUAUAGGAAUGUUUGGGUUUUUUGAACAGGGACAAUUUUUAUUUUUCUGGUAGCUCAAUUUUCAUAAGGGGAUUAUGGCUUGUGAUGCAUGCUUCAUCUCACUUUACACUUUGGUAAAGUGGUUUGUACAAGUUUUUGUAUUGAUUCACAGACCUCUUAAACCUGAAGUGACAGAGGGACAAAGGUGCAUGUAUAUAAUGAGAACCAAAACAUCUACCUUAAAAACAGUUUCCUGCCUUCGGUCUUACAAAGAAAUCUCUAUAAUUGGUCUGUGUUCUGUUUGCCUUUAUAUGUUUACUGCUUUUAUGUUGAGAUUUGUCAUCUAUAGGUGAUCAAAAAACUCUGAGGAAAAUGAAUGUCACUUCAUCCUCAGAUGUCUGACAAAGUUUUAUAACUGAUGUAAUUCUGAGUUUGAUUGUUUUCAGCCUUAAUGCCACCUAACCACUUUUUAUUUCACUGGAGCUACAAUCUAAUGAUGGCAGCUCUUGUGUGUCACUAACAUCCUGAGAGAGUGGCUAGGAAUGCACUUUGUCCAAAAUGUCUUAAACAGGGUAUGUGGAAAGAACAAAACCAAAAGUUUUUUUUUAAAUCACCUGAGUUACCUGAAGAAGAAAACUUUUAAAUUUAUAAAUAUUUGAGGUGUCUUGUCCCCACCUGUAUCAUAAAAACAGCAGAUUGGUCCAAGCUACAUUACACAUAACAUUUGUUGUUUUCUGGCUUGAAGUUUGGUGGCAAACUAAUGUUCUGUGAUGGUACAAGAUGUCUUCCUAACCAUAUCAGGUGUUUUACAGCCCAAUACACCUUCCGGUCAAGCUGAACAAACAGAUUGUCACAGGAUUUAGUUCUGUUGAAUUAUUCAGUGGGACUAAUUUUGCCUUACAUGCAGGUACUUCAGUUUUACUCAGUUAACAGCUUGAGCUGCCAGUCAGUACCUUAAAGAAUAUGGCUAUAAGACUGAUACUAUUUUGUGCAGGAAGAGUAGCUAUAAUACAGUAUGAUUUUUCUUCUGGUCUCUGUGCAGUCCUUCAUAUUGGAGUGUUCCUGCACCAACCACAUAAUGGAACGAUCUAGAAACCCCUGAGUGUGAGCAAGCACUAACAGACUUGUUCUCAUUUGUGCCUAAACAUGUUGGAAUAUCAAGAGCCUCCACAUUUUUAGCUGUAACUGUGAUCUCCUUGGAAACAUCAGGUCUGAGAGAGCCUGUGCAAUACUCUGAUAUGGCCAAGGACUCCUGAGUCUUCCUUCUGGCACCUCUGGGCAAACUUAGAUGACUUAUCUGAGUACUCACAUGCCUCUAAGAAUCCAAAUAAUGCUCAGAGCUCCAAAACCUCUUAAAUAGCUGCAAGAUUCUGUGGAGAACAUGAAAUAAUUCAGUUUCUGACAGUUCCAUCCUAAGCAGAGCUGCAGCUUUUUGAGUCAAUGGGCUUAAAAAGGUUUAACUCUGCUUAUGGUGGCACUAUUAAAUGUGGUAGGUGUUCGGUAGUCCAAAUUGCAGCUCCUAGAAAAAGUGAAGUAUUAGGUCUUCACAUCUGUGGGACAUAAAUUAGCUUAAAUGCAAAUGCUUGGGUUUAACUGAGCCAUUGGCCAAGUUGUAAUAAAAUUCCAGUGGCAGUUUAUUCUUUCACAUGGGGAUUGUUAACACAGAGGUGGAGGUAGUGCAGUCACAGCUGAGCUUACAUUCUGUUGUGCUGAUGAGGAAUAAUAUAAAAAUAAUUCUGCAACACCGCAUAGCCAGGAGGCCUCCUUCCCCCUCCCCAAAUAUGGGGGGGGGGUAUUUUAAUGAUUUUGCUUUGUACUUUUUAAACGCUUGUUGGAUGAGAAUCUUUCAAAAUAUCUAUAAAGCCUCCUCACAGCUUAGCAGAACUUUUAGGCUUUUAUUUUAAGGAAUCUGGGGAACACUUCAAAUAUGUUUCAGAAUAACUCUUCUGUGGGAAAAACAUCUCUGGUUUGAUAUUUCCCAAGGACUAUGUGCCCCAAAACUCUGAUGUUCUGCAUUUUAUAUGUAUUUAGUAAUGCUAUGUAGUUUAAGUUUACAAUAUGUCAAAAAUACAUUGACAUAUUUGUGCCUAAUUUGUGCCUAAUUACAGAAGUUGGUGCUGUCAUGUCUCAGAGGGCUAGGAAGGUUGUUAUUGCAACACUUCAGACACCAAAAUCUGCCUCUGAAUUGUAUCUAUGAUGAUACUGUCUUACGAAAAAGACUGGAUGAGUUAUGACAACACAUCUCAGAGAAAAGUGAGCCAGUGAGUAAUGGCUUAUAUUACUUAUAGGAAAAUGUGUCUUUUAUUUUUUUAAAUAUAUCUAUCUCAAAGUAUGUGUAUACAAAAUUAUAUAUAUAUAUAUGAAUUAUUUUGUUCUUUUUAUAACAUUAAUGAGAAAGUUACCUUGCUUAGAAAUGGUUUUAAUGUUGUCAUAUCUUUUUGUUUUGUAAUCAGUGUGGAAUUUCCUGUUGAGGAAAUUGUUCACAUCUGAAGAACAAACAGAAUGUAUCUUUCAGUAUAAUGAAAUAAAUUUUAAUUUUGCUUUA
Molecule: messenger RNA, 3878 nt
Organism: Eublepharis macularius
Lineage: Eukaryota; Metazoa; Chordata; Lepidosauria; Squamata; Eublepharidae
Gene: ADA
Product: adenosine deaminase
Exons: 11
Coding region: 30-1112 (360 amino acids)
Biological process (GO): negative regulation of adenosine receptor signaling pathway; T cell activation; hypoxanthine salvage
Cellular component (GO): cytosol; external side of plasma membrane
Molecular function (GO): adenosine deaminase activity
Source: RefSeq, a predicted model, not a curated record